AUCAAUUAAUGCACAUGGGGCGAUGUGUUUAAAGGGAAAGCACACUGAUGUGAGCAACUUACUUUGGCAUUCAUCAAAAAAGGUGAAUGGACAGACCGAGAGAUCAAUGGAUGGAAGUACGAUAUAGAAGUAUAUGAUGCAGUAGUUGUAAACUCUAGGAGGAAGGCAAAUGGGUGCUGUAAAAUACUUCCCAGUUUUGUGUACGUUUGAAAAUUUUUGUAAUGAAAUACAGAAGAAAUUUUCGGUGAAACAUUCGUAAAUGUAUUAGCACAGUCAUUAAUUUGAAUUAUAAUUUUUACUGGCUGAAUUGCCAGUUGGGUACCCUGGGUGAAGUGGAUUACAAUCCCAAAUAUAAUAACUGCCAUUAAUUGCUGGGUCAGAAUCCGAAUGGGGAACACUUACUUAAAAAUUAUUAACAUUUUAAAAUUAAUAACUCCAUUUCACUUUAAUUUUACACCAAUCCUUUGAGGGAUGAGCUUUUUAAUCUGCGUUUUACGUUAGAGGAAUUCAAAUCUGCAGGGAGACAGAAGAUGGAACUCAGGAGCCCCAGGAGGAGCAGGUUUCCAAAUUAAGCGGAUCACUUCCACUUUUGCGGACACUCUUGCGACUGCGUUUAGUUGCAGUUUAGGGGCCCCAAUACGCCCAAUUACUUUGGCGGGGAAAAGCGUCUGUCCUUCACCCCGUCUCGGGCCCCACCGUCACCGGGGCCGCGCCCCUCGGUCCCAGGAGAGGGGGGCCUCCAAACGCGCUGCAGCCAAUCAGCGCCCUCGGCCAGCGCCCCCCACCCCCUCCCGCCCUCUCAAAGCCUCACGCCUGCGUUAAUCCCUGUAGGUUCCGCCAACUCCACUCAGAGGCGCGCGGCAGGUUCCCUUUCUGCUAAUAGCCAUCAUCUUCUGGGAUCCCGGACCGCCGCCUUCCGCACCCAGGGGCCUGGAUUUCCCCUCCCGGCCCCAGGGAUCUGGCUCCCCAUUUCCUGGACCUGGCCUCCCGGGCCCCAGACUUGGGCUCCCGAGCCCUUGGUUUCCAGGACCUAGGCACCCUAGUCGCCGCCUCCAGCACCUUGGGAAGUUCCGGAUCUGCGCUUCCAGGACCUCUUGAAGAUCGCCGCCGUGGGGGCACCUUCUUCAGCAGUAAAGGACCCAGGUUCCAGCCAGAGAAUCUCCUGUGUGCCUGACGCCCAAGAGAACCCAGGGGUUCCCAAGUCACGGUUCUGGGGCACCGGACAUAGUCUAGAAGAUCAGAGCCCCAGCGCCCAGCCUAGCAGUCCCCGGCACCCCAGCUCCCAAGGGCCAGGGAGCUUAGGCGCUGCGAACUCACUACUCCAAGGAACCCUCCCGAGUUCCGCCUCCAGGCUCUGUUACUCGGCUCAGUUCUGAGGAACGUGUACGUCCUGGGAAGGACCCCAAGAAGCUCCCAGCUUCCGGGCGCUGGGGAGCCCCGAGGCAUCCGUCAUGAUGGCCGAUCCACCUAAGGGAGACCCCAAGGUGCUCGCGGCGGCAGAGCACACCGCUAACGAUGUCCCGGAGUUGGUCCCCACAGAGGACCCGGGCGCGGCGGGAGGUGGCUGCUGCGGUUCCCGCGACCAGCUGCGCCGCUGCCUUCGCGCCAACCUGCUGGUGCUGCUGACCGUGACGGCCGUGGGGGCGGGCGUGGCGCUGGGGCUAGGGGUGUCGGGGGCCGGUGGCGCACAAGCGCUGGGCCCCGCGGGCCUGGUGGCCUUCGCCUUCCCGGGCGAGCUGCUAGUGCGCCUGCUAAGGAUGAUCAUCUUGCCGUUGGUGGUGAGCAGCCUGAUCACAGGCGCCGCCAACGUGGACCUGAGCGCGCUGGGCCGUCUGGGCGCCUGGGCGCUGCUUUUUUUCCUGGUCACCACACUGCUGGCGUCCGCGCUCGGGGUGGGCUUGGCUCUAGCCUUGCAGCCAGGCGUCGCCUUCGCCGCCAGCAGCUCAUUCGGAGCCACGGACGCCGUGGAUGGGGACUCCAGUGAGGAGGUGCUCUAUUCGUUCCUGGAUCUUGUGAGAAAUGUCUUCCCCUCCAACCUGGUGUCUGCAGCCUUCCGCUCAUAUGCUACCUCCUAUGAUGAGAGAGGGAUCGACGGAACUAAGGUGAAGGUGCCUGUUGGAGGCGAGGUGGAAGGUAUGAACAUUCUAGGCCUGGUGAUGUUUGCCAUCAUUUUUGGCAUGGCCCUGAAGAAGCUGGGGCCUGAGGGAGAGCUGCUCAUCCACUUCUUCAAUUCCUUCAAUGGUGCCACCGAGGUGCUGGUGUCCUGGAUCAUGUGGUAUGCCCCUAUGGGCAUCUUGUUCCUGGUGGCUGGCAUGAUCGUGGAGAUGCAGGACGUGGGGCUGCUCUUCACCAUCCUUGGCAAAUACAUCCUGUGCUGCCUGCUGGGCCAUGCCCUCCAUGGGCUCCUGGUGCUGCCCCUCAUCUACUUUGUCUUCACCUGCAAAAACCCCUACCGCUUCCUGUGGGGCAUCAGGACAGCGCUGGUCACUGCCUUCAAGACCGCCUCCAGCUCCACCACGCUGCACACGAUGACGACGUGCGUGGAGAGGAAUGGCGUCGCCAAGCAUAUCAGCUGCUCCGUCCUGCCCAUCGGUGCCGCGUUCAACAAGGAUGGUGGUGCGCUCUUCCACGGUGUGGCCGCGGUGUUCAUUGCACAGCUCAACCACCAGUCCCUGGACUUUGCGAAGAUCAUCACCAUCCUGGUCACCGGUAUAGCGUCCAGCGUGGGUACUGCGGCCAUUCCUGGUGGAGGUGUCCUCACGGUGGCCAUCUUCCUCGAGGUAGUCGGUCUCCCAGCUCAUGACAUCUCCUUGUUCCUGGCUGUGGACUGGUUUCUGUCACACCCAGAUUUCCCCCCACAUCCUCCCACCCACAGCCAGUCCCCAGGGCCAGCACUUUUAUCAGCCCUCCCAGCCCUCCGGAGGAAGAGGCUGAUGCAAAAUGACCAGGGUCUUAGGUUUGCCUUGUGGGCUGGAGCUGAGGCCCCUGGUGACCCUGCCCAGCCUGCACUGCACAGCCAGCAUUCCUCACUCCCAGUCCACAAUCCCUCAGGGCUGGACCACCAGCCUACUGGGGUCCUAGGAGGCCAGCUCAGACUCCCCACACUUCGCAUGACUGAACCUGGCUCAGGCAUGUGUGGGGGCCAUAUUUGGGUGCAAAUGGGACCUCCCCUACCUCCAAAGGCCAGGCCAGCCCCCAGAUACUCCCUGAGUUCCCCCUUUGCUACUAAUAACUACCUCCAUGUCUAUCUCUGCAGAAAUGUCUUCCCCUCCAACCUGGUGUCUGCAGCCUUCCGCUCAUAUGCUACCUCCUAUGAUGAGAGAGGGAUCGACGGAACUAAGGUGAAGGUGCCUGUUGGAGGCGAGGUGGAAGGUAUGAACAUUCUAGGCCUGGUGAUGUUUGCCAUCAUUUUUGGCAUGGCCCUGAAGAAGCUGGGGCCUGAGGGAGAGCUGCUCAUCCACUUCUUCAAUUCCUUCAAUGGUGCCACCGAGGUGCUGGUGUCCUGGAUCAUGUGGUAUGCCCCUAUGGGCAUCUUGUUCCUGGUGGCUGGCAUGAUCGUGGAGAUGCAGGACGUGGGGCUGCUCUUCACCAUCCUUGGCAAAUACAUCCUGUGCUGCCUGCUGGGCCAUGCCCUCCAUGGGCUCCUGGUGCUGCCCCUCAUCUACUUUGUCUUCACCUGCAAAAACCCCUACCGCUUCCUGUGGGGCAUCAGGACAGCGCUGGUCACUGCCUUCAAGACCGCCUCCAGCUCCACCACGCUGCACACGAUGACGACGUGCGUGGAGAGGAAUGGCGUCGCCAAGCAUAUCAGCUGCUCCGUCCUGCCCAUCGGUGCCGCGUUCAACAAGGAUGGUGGUGCGCUCUUCCACGGUGUGGCCGCGGUGUUCAUUGCACAGCUCAACCACCAGUCCCUGGACUUUGCGAAGAUCAUCACCAUCCUGGUCACCGGUAUAGCGUCCAGCGUGGGUACUGCGGCCAUUCCUGGUGGAGGUGUCCUCACGGUGGCCAUCUUCCUCGAGGUAGUCGGUCUCCCAGCUCAUGACAUCUCCUUGUUCCUGGCUGUGGACUGGUUUCUAGACCGGUCUUGUACCAUCCUCAAUGUGGAAGGUGACGCCUUUGGGGCAGGACUCCUGCAAAGUUGUGUGGAUCGCACAGAGUCCCGGAGCCCGGUGCCCGAGCUGAUCCAAGUGAAGAUUGAAGGCCCCUGACUCCGCUGCCAGUCUCUACUGGGGAGGGACCCCUCCUCAAACCCUGUGGUGCAGGACCUGGGGGGGAUGCUGACACUUACAAGAGGGAAUUCCUCAUGUAAGGUCUAUGAGGAACCUUCCCUACACUGAGCAGGGGCACUGUGAACACUGGGAUCAUGAGGAGGGAUUAAUAAACAAACUGGGCUCCGGGGGCCCUACCCACACACUCCAGGGAGCCAGGGGCUCCGGCCUCCUCCCUGACAUCACAUCAGAGAGGUCUCAUUGCUGGGAUGUACGUGUGUGUGUGUGUGUAUCUCCCCAAAUCUCCCCAGUCCUCAACUCCCACCUCCACCCAAGGCUAGAAACAGCAAGAGUGUCCUCUACACCCCAUCCUGGGAGCCUGCCUGGCCUCCCUGUCUCAGGGCACAGGGCGCAGGUCACCAUACAGAUUUGAAGGAUGUUCAGACCGGUUGCUGGCCCCUUUGCUAGUUCUUUUGAUGGCUGUAGCUGGUGUGUGUGCGUGUGUGUGUGUGUUGUGUAUUUGUGUGAGUAUUCUGUGACUCUCUCCAUGAUACUUCCCAUGGUGUCCCCAGGCCUUUUGUUCCCUUCACUGUUUUUAAGAGAAACACUUCCUGGAACUCUGGGGACUCAGGGAGAGCAGGACAAGUACUACUGUAACUCCAGAGGACAGUUUUUUAUGGUAUCAUCAAUAUACAAUUACAUGAGCAACACUGUGGUUACUAGAUUUUCCCCUUUAUCAAGUCCUCACCACAUACCCCAUUAUAGUUACUGUGCAU
Molecule: messenger RNA, 4984 nt
Organism: Manis javanica (Malayan pangolin)
Lineage: Eukaryota; Metazoa; Chordata; Mammalia; Pholidota; Manidae
Source: RefSeq, a predicted model, not a curated record